AUGGCUUCUCAUCAAGAUCUCCAAGAACUUCUCCGCGUCAUCGCGGCCCGCAAGGUGCCCAUGAUGACGGCAAUGAGCCAAGUCAAGGCACUCCAGGCCGUGAACCUUCGCAGUAUCCAGCAAAUUGCAGAUGCGGAACCAGACGUGAUUGAGGACGCCCUGGGAGAUGCCAAAACGGCAAAGGCCAUUCAGUCGGCCUGUAAAGCCCAUCUAAAAAAGCCGAAUACCAAGCGGGCCGGAGGCUCACUUUCCAGAAGCAACGAUGGAAAGCGACCUCGUACAGAGAAGCCCACCGGCGAUGACGCCAGCGCCGAAUCGGCGCAGCAAGAUGCAGACAGCUUGGAGGAUUCCCUGGCCCUCCCGGUUGUCACAGAUGAGAACGAAAUCGCCGGCACUUCCGUGCAUACCAACCGAGCUCCGCUGAUGCUUGCAUUUGCCGUCGAGCUGUUGAGAUUCACGAUGCCUGAACAGCCUCUUUCUAGUCGCCUCAGUCUCGCACAGGCUGUCGUCAGCGCCAACUCGAGGUCUAAAGCGGUCAGUCUCGGGCUGGCUAAUGCUCAGGCAGAAGACGGGUCCUGGGGCGAGGGCCAGCCAAAAGUGACGGUCAUGGGCAGAAGCAUCACUGUUCUCAAACGAGGCGACUAUCAUACCCAGCAAGAGGGCGACACGACGGCGGCUACAACAACGGCAACUUCAACCCAGCAGAAACAGAGCAGUACUACUACCAAAUCGUCGCCGUGGACGACCAGCUCUCAAAUUACAUUCAAAUCAUCGACGUUCGUCGCCCGAGUCGCUAACUUGGAACAUCCAUCCGAGGCGACGUCCCUGAUCCGGUCUCUCCUAUCUUCCGAGCCCCAUCUCCAAACAGCGAGUCACAACGCAUGGGGCUAUCGAGUGAAUCGAGCCGUCCCCGGCGGUGGCGAGACCGGGGACGUACGGGAGGCCUGUGAAGACGAUGGCGAGUCCGGAUGCGGCGAAUUCAUAUUACGUCUCAUGCGAGAGUCCGGCGUGGCUAAUGCAGUGGUUGUGCUGACCAGAUGGUUCGGCGGUGAGAUGCUGGGUCCCGAUCGGUGGAGGUUGAUGAGGACCUGCGUGACGGAAGCACUAUCAGAACGGCUGAGACUUCCCCGGGGGGAAGUCGCACACGAUGGCGUUGCUCUGUGGGCGCUGGAUCUUCAGAGCAUGAGCAACAAUUCGAUGGGGAAAAGCAGUCAGUCUCGGAGUCGAAAUGACUGGAACCAGACCAUUGUUGGGGCCGCAACUCAUCGACCCGAGUCUGCGAGAGCGUAUCUGCUCAAGAGCUUUCCUUCGGAAGACGAGGCAGGCGAGCAGCCUGAAGAAGGCAACAAACCUAAGUCAAGAUCGAAGAAAACAUCCAAGUCGGAUUUGGAAGCCGAAAAGUUGCAGAACCUUGGGCGGCUGUUAGGCGCUCUCAGGUUACUAUACGAGAGCUGGGCCUCUCAUCUGACGCCAGUUGAGAUGGACCGGAGAGCAUGGACAUGGACGAACUCUGCGAAACCGCACCCUACUCCCCCUGCUCCUCCUCCUCCUCCUCCUCCGCCUCGGCCGGUCCCCGUGUCGAAUCCGGCGCCGAGAACGAAAGAUCUCGAGACCGCCGCAGACCUCUUCAAGCAACGCAAGAUCCCAAUCAUCGGCGCCGGCAUAGUUGCCCUCUCCCUGGGCGUCUACGUCAGCCUGCUCGUCUCGUCGUCUCUCUCCCAGAAAUGCCGAGCUUCGGAACAUGGAGAUGCGACCCCAACAGGCCGGCCCGCGGUCUUCACAAAAGAAGGAGCUCGCAAAUUCGACGACAGCCUCGACGGAUCGGAGCGUAUGAUGGGCAUAACAUCGCUCCGGCAGAAGCUUGCUGCUGAGGCAACCGGACAUGUUUUGGAAGUCGCCAUGGGUACUGGCCGCAACCUUUCAUUCUAUGACUGGAGCCGCGUUGUUCAAAGAGACCUCGUUCCCGAGGACAAGAAUGCCCCCGGAAAGCCGGCCUCGGCACCCAUGCUUUCCUUCACUGGCGUCGACAUCUCGGACGAAAUGCUCGGGCUCGCCAUUGAGAAGCUUCCCGCAGCCGUCCCCGAAUUAAAGGGCAAGGAACCGAUCGUCCAGGCGCAGAAAUCCAGCACCCAGGGCGACGUGGGUGUUUUUUCCUAUUUAUCAGACAGGUUGCGGUUCCUUCGGUCCGACAUACAUGAUCUUAUACCCGCACCGUCGGCUGGCCCAGGCAAAUACGAUACUGUCGUGCAGACGUUUGGUCUCUGCAGUGUCGAGAAGCCUGAGAAGGUGGUCCAAAACCUGGCCAGCGUGGUUAAGCCAGACACGGGAAAGAUCAUUCUCCUCGAGCACGGCAGAGGCUGGUUGGGCGUUCUGAAUGGGCUUUUGGACUGGUCGGCAGCCUCUCAUUUCGAGAAGUACGGAUGCUGGUGGAAUAGGGACAUUGCCCAAAUCGUCGAGGAUGCCGCCAAGAUCACACCCGGUCUGGAGGUUGUCAAGAUAGAGCGCCCAGGCUGGACCCAGCUGGGAACCACUCUGUGGAUUGAGCUCAGGGUGAAAAGCAUCAGCGGACCUUAG
This is a messenger RNA of Colletotrichum karsti, 2574 nucleotides long. RefSeq lists its product as uncharacterized. Gene Ontology annotation, cellular component: cytoplasm. NCBI's taxonomy places the organism in Eukaryota, Fungi, Ascomycota, Sordariomycetes, Glomerellales, Glomerellaceae. The transcript has 3 exons. The record is from RefSeq and is a predicted model, not a curated record. Bases 1 to 2574 code for a protein of 857 amino acids. Gene Ontology annotation, biological process: regulation of translational initiation.